Messenger RNA from Physella acuta, 3012 nucleotides. RefSeq lists its product as uncharacterized. The record is from RefSeq and is a predicted model, not a curated record. Gene Ontology annotation, cellular component: SCF ubiquitin ligase complex. Gene Ontology annotation, molecular function: protein binding. Lineage: Eukaryota; Metazoa; Mollusca; Gastropoda; Physidae. Gene Ontology annotation, biological process: proteasome-mediated ubiquitin-dependent protein catabolic process.
UGAGACUGUAAAACAAGGCAUUUUAUCUGCAUGAUUUACAAUGGAUCCAGAUGAUAAACCAGAUUUGUCCCAGUUGAACACUUUACCCCAGAUUCCAUUAACUGCUCAAGUCAUUUUAGAGUCGGAAAGUAACGAAAGCAAACCUGUCUUGUUACCUGAGUGUGCACUGACUGUUUCUCAAGAGUCGUCCAUAAGGUUAUAUGUAGAAAGUCUUGAUGGAAGUGUCACUGAUGACGAUUUUAUAGAGAUGUCAGCAAGAGAUAAAGUGAACAGAGGAACAUUAACAGAAAGAGAGGAACCUAAAUCAUCAAAAUGCAAAUACUGUGUCUUAAGACUGUCGAAGCUACGAAGACUUGAAAAACUUACUUUUAAAAAAAUUGAGAAUACAUUAGAAUCUGUAUUACCUCAGGCAUCUCCUAAACAGUCAGCUAUAAGUAAAAAGGAAAGGGGAUGUCAAACUUCAGCAUCUUUAUUUGAAAAAGCUGAAAUGACUCAGCGUGAGCUACGUAGUUUAGCCAUGAUUCUUCGCUUUAGAAAUGGGAAGCCCCUGAGAACAGAAACAUACUGUAAAUGUGUGCAUCAAAGAAGAGAGAGGGAGUGUAGGUGUGGAGAGGAAGAAAGCUACUUUGACUGGGUCUGGGAUCAAAAUGCAAACAACUGUGGCCAGGCUACUACCUUACAAGAGCAAGGCCGUCAAGUCAUCUUUCAUAAAGAUUACAGCUGUGGUACUUCAGGAGUUCGUGGGCAGCAAGCAAUGGAAAAAGAUCAGUAUUUUUGGGAGAUUAAAAUGACCACACCUGUCUAUGGCACUGAUAUGAUGGUUGGUGUAGGCACUGAAAAUGUAGACCUCAACGGGUUUCACAACAUGUUCUGUAGUCUGCUGGGCCUAGAUUUGGAAAGCUGGGGGAUUUCUUACGAUGGGAGAAUCCAGCACAAUGGUCGCAAGUCAGAAUACUGCAGCAAAUUUGGUCAGGGAGCAAUCAUAGGAGCCCACUUGGAUAUGUGGCAUGGGACACUUGCCUUUUUUAAAAACAGGCAGUGCUUAGGUGUUGCCUUUAGAAACCUGAGAGGUCGUGUCCUGUACCCUAUGGCCUGCUCCACAGCAGCCAGAAGUGGCAUGAGGAUCAUCUCCUCAAGGUCGUUCCCAACUUCCCUCCAGUUCUUCUGCUGCCAGAAGCUCAGGAAGUUCGUGCCCUCACACCUGAGUGUGCUUGAUGCCCUAGCCAUGCCCCCUGGGCUCCGUGCCUUCCUGGCCAACAAUAUGACCUGGCUGCUUGAUGUGCCACACCCUGCUGCCCACCCAUCCAAGCCGGGGUAUGUUUGUCAGAUAUGCAUGCCUUUGAAGAGUGUCUUUGAAGGCUGCACCGAUGAUGAAGAUGACAGCAGUGACGAUGACAGAAUCAAUCAUAUACAAGAUAUCUUAAACUUUGGUGAGUCAGACGAAGAGUCAGAUGAUGAAAAUGACAAAGUGGGGCUAUUGUCAGGAUAUCGUAAUAUGACCGGAUUACUUUUGACGCCUCGUCGCAACCAUUGGUUAAGACCAGUGACAUCAAACUCGGCUGGCUCAGCUAGGUCCCCUGCCGCACAAAGCCAGACUCAGAGCCAGACUUCAUCCGGCCCAUCCACAUCAGACACAGAUAGGUCCACUGUCAUGCGACGGACUUUGUGUGGUGCCAAGAAAUUUAAGCUGGAUGGUGCACAGCUCUCUGAAGGUGAAAAGCUCAGUAGUGAUGGUGAGAAUGAAGAGGAAGGGGAGACAACACAGGUUAAUGUCAAUAUUCCUGAAGGAGAAGAUAUGGAAAGUGAGGACUCUGCUCCUACAGUGAAAAGAAAACUCGGAAAGAGAAAACAUAAUGAGUGAUUUAUAUUUCCCUGUGCUGCCUAUUAUAUAAAUGCCUUUUGUUUGAAAAUGUGAUACCUAUUCUAUACACAAUAUUUAAACAACUUCCUUUCAAUUUUGGCUUUUGUUAAGACUUUUGUCCUUUUUUUUUGUUGAAUUUUUAAAAAUCUUGUUUCUAAACAGUAUUUUGACUUUUUGGUUUAUUCAAAUUCUAUCAUUAUUGUUGUUCAUGUUUGGUGGUAUUUGUUUGGUAUAACAAACCAACAAAUCAGCACUUACUUAUAGCGUCCUCAAAAAACUUUACUUUAUUGCCUGUAUUAGUUAUUUUAUCCUUUAAGCACCAUUAAAUGAAUGUCAUGUUUAUGUUUCCAAAUGGAUGUAAUGUUUAAGUUUCCAGAUUCAUUGAUAUGUUUUGCUGUUUUGACAUUCUACUUCUAAUUUUUUUAAAAUCAGUUUUGAAUGGCAGCAAAAUGAAUAUUUAAACAUGUGUAGGCCCACUUGUGGCUUUAUUUAUUCUCUAUAAAAAGUAUAAUUUUUUUUUUUGCUUGAUGUAGCAAACAUAAAUCAGCAUCUAUUUACAGCAUCCUCAAAAAUCUGUCCUUUAUUGCCUGUAUUGGUCGUAAUUUUUAAAUCACCAUCAUAAGGAUGUCAUGUUUAAGUUUGUAAAUGUAUUGACAUAUUUAAUUUUUAUUUUGACAUUCUAAUAAAAUUUAUUUCAAUCCGUGAGUUUUGAUAGGCAACAAAGUUAUCAUGUGUAGGCCCACUUCAGGCUAUAAUUAUUUUUUUAUUUUUGUAGCAGCAAUUCAGUAAUAGAAACAAAUACUUAAAUGUUAAAUAAUACUUGAGAAUUUUGAAAGAUCAAGGGUUUUUAUUGCAUCUGUGAAAGAUAUUUUGUAAUACGAUGAAUACGGACAAUUUUUGCCAUGUUAAAUAAUAUUUUUUAAUUAUUCUGAAAUCCUUUUAAAAAACAGUUUUUACUUUUUCAUUUGUUAAUCUUUGCCUUUGUAAACUCUAUUUUAUAAACACAGUCAUUUUAAUUUUGUGGAAGUGUCAAUAAAUUAUGGGCUAAAAGGAACUUCUUUCCAUUAUUUAGAAAAUUCUUUUUAAUGCUAACUUUAAUGCAACUUUAAUUAAAUGCAAAAAUUAUACAUAUUUAGAUGGUUUCAAAAACU